Molecule: messenger RNA, 693 nt
Organism: Cyclocybe aegerita
Lineage: Eukaryota; Fungi; Basidiomycota; Agaricomycetes; Agaricales; Hemipholiotaceae
Source: the annotation of a GenBank genome assembly
AUGUUGGUCUCCGUUGCACUUUCCGCCCUUUCCUUGGUGUCUCUGGUAUCUGCCCAGACGGUCGUGGAAGUUGGUGCUGCACCUGGCAGUCAAGGCGGCAUCUUUCAGUUCAUCCCUCCCACUGUGACCGCCACGAACGGCACCGUCGUUACCUUCAGGUUCAGCGGAGCUCCAGGGAACCACACUGUUACCCAAUCGACGUUCGCCGCCCCGUGCGACCCUGUGGACGGCGGCUUUGACUCAGGCUGGGUCUACGUCCCCAACGCCGACGCCGUCACGGAUGAGGUGCCAGAGUUCAAUUUGACGAUCACGAAUGACCAAGCGCCGAUCUGGUUCUACUGCAAGCAGCUCACUGGACGGCACUGCCAGCAAGGCAUGGUCGGCGCGAUCAACCCACCCGCCUCCGGGAACACAUACGAAGCGUUCCGCACCAAUGCCGCGAGCGUCGAUAGGGAUAGUGGCCAAGACCAAGGUGGCCUCGUCGGUAUCGGCGCUUCUGCCUCUGCAGCUGUCGGACCCCUCCCGUCUGGCGUACAGCUCGUUGCUCCGACUGAGACGGCUACCUCGCCUCCCGAUCCUACGACCUCGGAUGAUGGGGCGGACCCUUCGCCGACGACGGAUGCUGCUGCUGGAGUUGUAGUGCCGUCGCUGCUGGUCAUGAUAGCUUCUUUGCUUGGGUUUGUGGUCGUCUAG